GCUAGCGGCGCCAUGCGCGGCCCCGCGGCCUGGCCGCUUCUGCUGCUCGUGCGGCGGAGCCCGGCGGGGCCGGGGCGGCUCCUGCCGGCUGCCGGCAUGUGGACCGCGGCCACCCGUGCCCCAGGGUCUCUGCCGCCGCUGCCGGGCCUGAGCCCGGCGCGGCCCUGGGGCGCAGGGCCGGGGCUUGUCGCGGGCGCCGGGGCCGCGCGCCGCUGCAGGAGCGGCCGCCCGGGUUGGGGUCUCAGGGGCCCGGGCGGCAGCGCGGCAGCCGUGCGCCUUCUGGGGCUGUGGGCUCGGCCCCUCGGCGCCUGCAGGUGCGGAGCGCUUAUCCGGCCGGGUGCUCCCCGGCUCCUGCGCACUGGGCUCCCCGGCGGCCCCGCGGCCGCUGCCCGGGCGGGAGGCGAGGCCUGGCGGCGCGGAUCGGCGGCGACGGCAGAAGAGGACUCGCGGCUGCGCCCCGCGGCGGCGGCCGGGCGCUCGGAGGCCCGGAAGCUCCUGGAGCUGGCGUAUCCCGAGCGCCGGAGACUGGCAGCUGCCGUGGGGUUUCUGGCCGUGUCCAGUGUCAUCACCAUGUCCGCCCCUUUCUUCCUGGGGAAGAUCAUUGACAUCAUCUAUACCAAUCCCACAGUGGACUACAGUGACAAGCUGACUCGCCUCUGCCUUGGCCUCACCUGUGUGUUUCUGUGUGGUGCUGCUGCCAAUGCCGUCCGUGUCUACCUCAUGCAAACCUCAGGUCAGCGCAUUGUGAAUAGGCUGAGAACUUCGUUGUUCUCCUCCAUCCUGAGGCAGGAGGUCGCUUUCUUCGACAAGACUCGCACAGGAGAACUGAUUAACCGCCUGUCCUCAGACACCGCGCUCCUGGGACACUCGGUGACUGAAAACCUUUCCGACGGGCUCAGGGCUGGAGCCCAGGCUUCUGUCGGCAUCGGCAUGAUGUUUUUUGUCUCGCCUAGCCUGGCCACCUUUGUUUUGAGUGUGGUGCCUCCAAUCUCUAUUCUUGCAGUGAUUUAUGGACGAUAUCUACGGAGACUGACCAAAGCCAGGCAGGACUCCCUGGCACAAGCCACUCAGCUAGCUGAGGAACGUAUUGGAAAUAUAAGAACUGUCCGAGCUUUUGGGAAGGAGAUGACUGAGAUGGAGAAAUACACCAGCAAAGUCGACCAUGUGAUGCAGCUGUCAAGGAAAGAGGCUUUUGCUCGGGCCGGCUUCUUCGGCGCAACCGGGCUCUCUGGGAACCUGAUUGUGCUUUCCGUCCUGUACAAAGGGGGGCUGCUGAUGGGCAGUGCCCACAUGACAGUCGGUGAACUCUCUUCCUUCCUAAUGUACGCUUUCUGGGUUGGACUAAGCAUUGGAGGUCUGAGCUCUUUCUACUCGGAGCUGAUGAAAGGACUGGGCGCAGGGGGGCGCCUCUGGGAGCUCAUGGAGAGAGAGCCCAAGCUGCCUUUUAAUGAGGGCGUCGUUUUAAAAGAGAAAAGCUUCCAGGGUGCUUUGGAGUUUAAGAAUGUGCAUUUUGCCUACCCGGCUCGCCCAGAGGUGCCCAUAUUUCAGGAUUUCAGCCUGUCCAUCCCAGCAGGAUCUGUCACAGCCCUGGUUGGCUCAAGUGGCUCUGGCAAAUCCACAGUGGUUUCCCUCCUACUGAGGCUGUAUGACCCCAUUUCUGGAGCUAUCAGUCUCGAUGGCCAUGACAUCCGUCAGCUAAAUCCAGGCUGGCUGAGGUCCAAGAUUGGGACAGUGAGUCAGGAGCCAAUUUUGUUUUCUUGCUCCAUCGCCGAGAACAUUGCUUAUGGUGCUGACAGCCCAUCCUCAGUGACUGCUGCGCAGGUGGAGAGAGUGGCUGCACUGGCCAACGCAGCCUCGUUCAUUCAGAAUUUCCCCCAGGGGUUCGACACUGUGGUCGGAGAAAAGGGUGUUCUCCUUUCAGGUGGGCAGAAACAGCGGAUUGCAAUUGCCCGUGCUCUGCUUAAGAACCCCAAAAUCCUUCUCCUAGAUGAAGCAACCAGUGCCCUGGAUGCGGAAAAUGAGCACCUUGUCCAAGAAGCUCUAGACCGGCUGAUGGAAGGGAGAACAGUGCUAAUCAUUGCCCACCGGCUGUCCACCAUUAAGAAUGCUAACAUGGUUGCUGUUCUCGACCAAGGGAAAAUUUCCGAAUAUGGGACACAUGAAGAACUACUUUCAAAGCCAGAUGGGAUAUUCAGAAAACUAAUGGACAAGCAAAGUUUUAUUUCUGCAUAAAGAAGCAAUCACUGGUCAACUGAAUGCGAGAGACUUAACACAAAAGAGUGUUGCAGAAAGAAAAUACUUACAGACUACAUGAAAUCUGUGAAUUAUACUUCAAGUUAUUUGAGAUAUGCCUAUUUUUUCCAAAGUGUGUAAAAUAUGUUUCCAGAUGUACCUGUUCUCGAGGCCUUUUUUAUUCAGAGUUUUAAUAAUUAUACCUUUCAAAAUGUCUAUAGCACUGAAGGUAUUUUUGGGUUUUAUACUUUGUUUCAUCUUGGAAAGUUAUAAUUAAUGUGGCAUGGCACCCCAUUUUCUUUUGCCUGCUGUCAUAUACUAUAGCUAUUGUCAAAUGACAACUUUUAAAGGGAAUUAUAAAUAAAAGGCCUACUUAUUUUAGGCCAGUUUACUAUUCAUUGUGACCCAUCCACUUUGGGUCAGUAGGUAGGUGGUGAAAAUGAAGAGCUAAUGCUUUAUUUUACCCUGAUAAUCUCAUUAAAUGGACCUGCCUUACACAUAGCCACAGUGACAGGGAGAAGAGAGAACACUGGUAUUACCUGCACUCCGAGUCCUCAGAGGUGUGAGGGUGGAGGAAUAUGUGUUCCCAUGGGAUGUGCCAGUAUUGGAAAGAGGGAGUUUUCAACAUUUUGAGACAUGAAAUCCUGAUGAGUUUUAUAAAGGGAAGAAUGUUUACUACCCUGAACAGGAAAAUUUCUAUUUUCUUUUUUUUUUUUUUUUUUUGACAGGCAGAGUGGACAGUGAGAGAGAGAGAGAGACAGUGAGAAAGGUCUUCCUUUGCCGUUGGUUCACCCUCCAAUGGCCGCCGCGGCCGGCGCGCUGCGGCCGGCGCACCGCGCUGAUCCGAUGGCAGGAGCCAGGGGCCAGGUGCUUUUCCUGGUCUCCCAUGGGGUGCAGGGCCCAAGCACCUGGGCCAUCCUCCACUGCACUCCCGGGCCACAGCAGAGGGCUGGCCUGGAAGAGGGGCAACCGGGACAGAAUCCGGUGCCCCAACCGGGACUAGAAUCCGGUGUGCCGGCGCCGCUAGGCGGAGGAUUAGCCUAGUGAGCCGCGGCGCCGGCCGAAAAUUUCUAUUUUCUUUAUUCACAUAUUUCUUUCUAUGAAUGCUUUUGGGAAAUAAGGCAGGAACUGCCUUGUAUUAUCAAGAAAGAUAGCCAAAAUGAAUUUGACAAAGUUUCUAUCUGAAUGAUGUAAUAGUCAGACACAAAUAUCUGAAGAAAUCUUGGAAUUCCUUGUUAUUCUGCAGAAUAACAAGAAAGCUUCAGAAUGUAUCACUGUCCUGAAAAGAAGACAUUAAUAAUCCCUUUUCUUUUACUUAUGCUUAGAGUUUUAGUCACUGAAAUGUCUAGAGGCUCCUAAAGCCAUGUGACCAACCCCUGAAUUUGCCAUACUUCGUAUGACUCCUGUUAAUCUGCUGCUGCCUCAAGAAAGCACCCAAACCUUGAAGUGAUUAUGCUGGGUAAUUAAAGUGGGAGUUUCUCCAUAUGUGAAGUGCUCACUAGUCCUGAUUAAACUGGAAUAAACCUGCUACUUCAUGCAA
Messenger RNA from Oryctolagus cuniculus (rabbit), 3772 nucleotides. It is a transcript of the gene ABCB10, whose product is annotated as ATP binding cassette subfamily B member 10. Gene Ontology annotation, molecular function: ATP binding; ABC-type oligopeptide transporter activity; ATP hydrolysis activity. Gene Ontology annotation, biological process: oligopeptide export from mitochondrion. Gene Ontology annotation, cellular component: mitochondrial inner membrane. The record is from RefSeq and is a predicted model, not a curated record. Lineage: Eukaryota; Metazoa; Chordata; Mammalia; Lagomorpha; Leporidae.